AAGCGCCAGGGCCAGUAAGGCAGGAGAAGGCGGGUUUUUCGCGAAGGGGACUCGCGGCCAGCGCCGGUAGCUCGUGUCAUUCCCGGUUGGGUAACGCGGCGGCGGUGGCGGCGCGGCGGCGGAGUCGGAGCGGACGGCGGCAAGGGCAGGCUCUGCCUAUGAAAUGAGACCAUGACAACUGAUGAGGCUACAAAGAAGGAAGGCGAGAUCCAAGCAGCAACUCUUGCUGAACAAGGUGAAGAUAUAACACCAAAUAAAGAUCGAGGAGUUCUGAAGAUUGUGAAGAGACCAGGAAAUAAGGAUGAAUCUCCUAUGAUUGGAGACAAAGUUUAUGUCCAUUACAAAGGAAAACUGGCCAAUGGAAAAAAGUUUGAUUCCAGCCGUGACAGGAAUGAGCCAUUUAUCUUCAGCCUGGGCAAAGGUCAGGUUAUCAAAGCAUGGGAUAUUGGGGUCGCCACCAUGAAAAGGGGAGAGAUCUGCCACUUGCUAUGUAGGCCAGAAUAUGCAUAUGGCUCUGCUGGUAGUGUCCCAAAGAUCCCCUCAAAUGCAACCCUCUUUUUUGAGAUUGAACUGCUUGAUUUCAAAGGGGAGGAUUUAUUUGAUAAUGGAGGCAUCAUUCGUAGGAUCAAGCAAAAAGGUGAAGGAUAUUCUAACCCCAAUGAAGGAGCAGCUGUUCAGAUCCAAUUGAAAGGGUUUUGUGAUGGCAGAAUGUUUGAUUGCAGAGAUGUAGCAUUCACUGUUGGAGAAGGGGAAGACCAUGACAUUCCCAUUGGAAUUGACAAAGCUCUGGAGAAGAUGCAAAGGGGAGAACACUGUAUCUUGCAUAUAGGAACACAAUAUGGGUUUGGUGAAGCUGGAAAGCCUGUAUUUGGCAUAGAACCAAAUGCUGAACUUGUGUAUGAAGUUACAUUGAAAAGCUUUGAAAAGGCCAAAGAAUCCUGGGAGAUGGACACCAAAGAGAAACUAGAACAGGCUGCCAUUGUCAAAGAAAAAGGAACUGUAUAUUUUAAGGAAGGCAAGUACUUGCAAGCAGUAAUUCAGUAUGGAAAGAUUGUAUCCUGGUUAGAAAUGGAAUAUGGCUUAUCAGAAAGGGAAUCUAAAGCUUCGGAAUCUUUAUUGUUGGCAGCCUUCCUCAACCUUGCUAUGUGCUACUUAAAGCUACGGGAAUACACUACAGCAAUUGAGUACUGCAAUAAGGCAUUAGCACUGGACCAAGCCAAUGAAAAGGGCUUGUACCGAAGAGGAGAGGCAAGACUGCUCAUGAAUGAAUUUGAGUUGGCAAAAUGUGACUUUCAGAGAGUGCUAGAAGUGAAUCCACAGAAUAAGGCAGCCAAGUCACAAAUUACCAUGUGUCAGAGGAAAACAAAGGAGCACAAUGAACGGGACCGAAAGAUAUAUGCCAACAUGUUCAAGAAAUUUGCAGAGAGAGAUGCAAAGGAGGAGGCCAGUAAAACUACAGAAGAGAAGGAGGAAAAGCCAUCUUCAGAAAUUGAGCUUAAGAAGACAGUGACCGAAGGCAGUGAAGCAGAGGGCCAUGUAUGACUGUGCAGCAGAAGGACAAUCCUGAAUUUAGCCUGCACCCAGACAGGUUUCUGAAGAACUCAGAAAUUCUACAGUGUUUAAUGUAAAGUUUGUUUCAGUAGGCAUUAUUGUGGAAGCAAAAGCCUAUCCAGAAGCUUCACAAGAAAUGAUAAAAUUACUGCCACUGCUGUGACCAUGCUCAGCAGUGCACCAUAAACCAAGGACAGCAUGGGACCACUUCAAGUGGAACAAAUGGUUCAGUAACAAAUACUCACAAUGGUUCUUGAUUAUAGAUGGCUCAGAGCUCGUUUCAGUUUGCAUCAGGCAGUGACCAGGAUAGGGCCCUACGGUGAUAAGAGUACAGGAGCUGUCAGUUGUAUAGAUUUGGCAUUGCAUUUGGUUGUGUUUGUGGUAGCACCACAUGGAUAUAUUCUGCAUGUCAGAAAGAAAGGCCCAAGUGCUACCAAUUCAAGGUACCACUCUCGUGUUAGUAGAAUCAAGUGGGAAACAGUUUUAAAAGUCAGUCUCCUGGGAUGUUAUUCUCUCUGUCUUGUAGUUCCAAUGGGUUUCUGUAGCACAAUAGUUUCUCAGGGAACUGAGUAGUCCAAAUCGUGCUAUUAUUGUUGUUCUUGUUAUUAAAUGAUUGCUUGCUGGCAAAGUCCCCAAUCUAUUGAUGACUGAGUACAGCAGAAAUGCCAGCUUCUGGGCGUGAGCAUUUCCCACCUCUCAUUCCCCACUGGGGUAUAAUAUGAUCAGCACGAAACAGCGCUGAUUAGCUGCUGCAGAAGGAGGGAAAGGAAUCUGGACUGAACGAGGCCAUUCUCCCCCCGCCCCGCCCCCCCACUUCCAGGAUCACUUGAGGGAUGCUUGAGGACAGUAGCCUUUUUCCUUUUUAAUGCAUUUUUUGUGCUGUGUGGGACAAAUGUAUGCAGUAAUCAACUUGAAUUAUGUGUUGAGACCUAUUGAAUGCAUUGCUCAAGUUUAUAACACGAUAGCAAUCAGGAUAUUUUUUUAAAAAAGAAAGAAAAACAUUUUCUUUCAAAAAAAUCUUUAUGAUAAGUUUUAUCAGUAAUAGGGUGACAUGUUUCGCAACAUUAAAAACACUUUUAGAAACUAAAUUCAUAAUUCGGUUUUAAAACGUUUUGCUCAUUCUGGGAAUCCUUCUUUAAACUCUUGUUUGGAUCCCCCUGAAGCUGUCAGCUUGUUUUUGAAUACUUUGUAAAACAAAGUGGGUCCACUCUCAAUGCUAUAAAUGGUAGGGCGGGCAGUGUUUUAGACGUGAAGGUGAAAAAGCUGAUUCAGAGUGCACAAAAGUGCAGACAACACCUAUCUGCAACUCCUUAAACCAAACCCAUCUUUUUCCAGAAUCGCACAUCAAACCCUUCAGGAGAUCCUGGGAAAAGGUGAGGCUGCUUCAGGAAAAUGGCUUUGAAUCUGAAGUGCCAAACCAGUUUGCCUUCAAAUCCAAAACACCACUCAGCUCUAAUAAAUAUUUCUUAAAUAUUUUUUUCAGGAUAAAGCAGUGAGUUUUUGCUGCAGAUGGUUCAUAUCAGUCUACAUUCUAUCUCAUUAUUCAUUAAUAGCACUGAAAUUCAUUUGAGUGUUCUUUCCUAGGGAAAUAUAAUUGUACUUAAGCCCCAUUGGCAGCAUGUUUGCCUCAUUGUUUUCAGUGGUGCUUAUGAAACUAAUUUUUUCUCUGGGUCUGGAUCAACAUGUUUACUGAUCUGUGAUGGAACAUUACAUUUCAUCAUGCAUAGAGCUGUACCUCCAUUACAGAAUGUGUAGGGCAUUUUGCUUUCCUGUAUGUCAGAUGGGCAACACUGCUAUAUUUUAAAUUCGUUUAGUAUUUUCAAUGUUAAUUUCUCUUGGAGUUUUAACACAUGCUUAACUUUUUUUUUUCCUGGAGGUUUUCUUCUCUGAUAAAAUGCAGUUUUAUGUUCUUUUCUUCUUCCUUUCUUUUCUCAUUGAAAUCAUUGUUCUCUCUUUUCUGCUAUUAUUCCACUGUUUAAUCAUAUAUAGGUAGUCCUCGACUUACAACAGUUCAGUUUACAACAGUUUACAAACUGUUUGAAGUUACAAUUGCACUGAAACAAGUGACUUAUGACCACUUUUCACACUUACGACCAUUGCAGCAUCCUCACAGUCACAUGAUCAAAAUUCAGACGCUUGGCAGCUGACUCGUAUUUAUGACGGUUGCAGUGUCCCAGGGUUAUGUGAUCACCUUUUGUGACUUCCUGACAAGCAAAGUCAAUGGGGAAGCCAGAUUUACUUAACAACCAUGUUAUUAACUUAAUGAUUACAGUGAAUUCACUUAACAAUGCCGGCAAGGAAAAUGGGGCAAAGCUCACUUAACAACAAUUAGCAACAGAAAUUUGAGCUCAGUUGUGGUCGUAACUCAAGGGCUACCUGUAUUAACAUGAACAGAGAAGAGAUAAAACUUCAUUGGCAUUAUUUUUACACUUUGUUCCUUUGUUUUAAUAACAUGGAAAUAUACCCAGUCUCUGAUUAGGAAAGCAGUAUCUAUUGGUAGUAAGUGGAUCUUCUGAUGGUGCUAUCUGAAAUCUGAAUGAUAGAUUCUUGUUGGUAGAUUCUGUUCAUUUUAAUGGAAACUAAAUUUUAUUUACCAUGGUUAAUCUAGCUUUUGAUUUGUUAUAUACCUCUCCACAUGUACCCAAAUUUCUGUACAGGAUGCUAAGAGAUGGAAGGAAUAAUAUGGUUAUCUAGAGUACACCGACCAGCAAUUUCGGAUACACAUCCCAAUGUUCAUUUUGUUACAUAGCCAAUUAUAUUAUAUUUCUAUACCAAAUUAUAGUGUUCAACAUUACUUUCAUGAGCCAUAUUGACAUAGUAGGGAGCAACUCUUUCAGAUUUAGAGUGCAAAUCAUAACUCUCAUUUUUGCUUUCUGUGUUCAUAAACUGUAUGAAUUAUUGAAAGUCUUAAUAUAAUAAGCAUCCACAAUAAACAAAAAAGAAGAUAAAAUUUGUUCUGGAUGAAAAUUAUCCAACAAUAGCAAAAGAAUGAUUUUUUUGGUGUUGCAAUAUUUCACCACUGACACAAUUUAGUACAAGCAGUAAUGUGUCCUGUUGCCUGCUAUUUGUUUUUUCAAAGAGGAACAUGAGCAAAUGGAAUGUCAGUCUUAGACUAUAGAUGGAUAUGUUAUUUUGUUUUGUUUGAACAGCAAAAUUUUGAGAAGACUCAGCUUGAUCUUCCAGAAGAUGUUGAUUUCUAGCUGUGGUUUCAGUUUCACCAUGAACACUUUAGCUACAAGAAAGAUUUUCUGUUUGAAAUAGAUAAAACGUUAAUGAGUAGAGGCAUCUCCCAGCUAGGGAGGAUUAGUAUAUGCUAUUGCCCUCCAAAUAUUAUGUGUUAUCCAAAAUGUGUUCCAAUUCUUUUAGAAAGGUUACUUUCUGUGGGCCUAAAAUCUGUGACUGAAACAAAGUCACAGUUAUUUUAGAUUUUCCACCUGUACCAAUUCCUAUAUUUUUAUUCUAUAUGUCGUAAUUUUAACAUGGAAUCCUGGGCUUCAACUAAUCUUCCCUUUCUCUCCUAUCUGUACCAUUACUCUCGUUUCUCACCAAAUUAACACAAAACUCACAAUUUUGUCGAGGGUAUCUGUUUAGUGCAAUGUGGCUUGGAAAUAUAUACCUCUAAGGUGGAUGUUCAACAUUUCCUGUUUUGCAUCCUGUAGAUUCUUAGCUUAUUUUUAGUUACAUGACUGUUGGAACAUCAAGAUAACUACCUCAGUAAUGUGGCUUUUCUUUUGUUAUUCAACUCAGCCAUUUGAUGCUUAACUACUUGCUCUAAAUUAAGUAGUUCUUUCAGAACUAUUCUAUGCUGAAGAGAAAUUCAGUUUUAUUAUUUCAUAUAUAUGGAUUAUAUUUUGUUAAGGAUAGUAUAUAGAGAGAAAAUGAAAUAAUUCAGUUCAGCCAUCAAUGAGAUUUCUAUAUGAUUUUUCUUCUGAACUAUCUUUUUUUAAAGAAAUGACCAGAUAUUUUCCUCUUGUAACUUGCUGAAUGAUUGCUACUGAUAGGAAUCAAUUAUCCUUUGCUAUCCAGAGGUUGCUAUACAUAUGUGGUUGCUAGUAAACUACUCAAAGGCUACUUUUGUUGAGGUCUCCUGUUGAAGAGAGAAAAAUAUAAUCAUUAGCAGUACAGUACACAACUUCAGGAACCGUUUUCUUAGAUAUAUCAAUUGUUUUCAAAAACAAUAAUUGUUUUGUAUAACUUUUAAAUUGCCCCUGGAUUGUACAAAUGUUUUUACUAUCUGUGGACUCUUAGAAAUGCUAAUAUAUAGUGCUCUCAUCAGGAACAGGUUUGCCAGUAUCAAUGCUCCACUAAUGGAUCUUAUAUAACAUGAAAUAGAUGAAUUGUUCACUAAUUUGUGCAAUCUUGUUAUGUUUGAUUUCCACUCACUCACAUGGGCUUUGUAAGAGUGGAAUGGCCAUAAUCUAAAUUUCAAAAUUUCAAGUUUCAAAAUUUUACGUUAUGACUAACUAUUGGCUUACACGGUUUGAUGCUCAUUUCUGAUAUACACAGAGAAUGCCAAAUACUUAAAUUCCUGUGUUUCUCUCUAAUCUUCAUUUUUCUAUUUAAUUUUGCUAAAGGAGGCAAAUUUUGACAUCUAUAUGAUACCUAACAUAUUUUCAUCUAUUUCUAUAAGGCCUUAAUUCUACAGUCAAUAAGUAAACUAAUCUGGCCCAUUAUUCCUGACUGCUUUUUUUCUUCUUCCCCUUGUGAUACCCGUAUCUAAAGGAUCAAUAAAUGGUAUUUGACCUUGGUAGCUAGCAAAACAUGCAGCUCUGUCAAUUUGCCUAUUUCUUAGAUCACAGGAAAAGACCAGGACUUGUGCCUACAGCUCUGAUGGACUCUCAGAGAUCUUCACCAAGAAUGAGAAUAUUUCACUCUUUCAAAGUGCCUCUAAAUCCUAACUUUGCAGAUUACCACCUAUCAGUCUCUCACUUUGUGCCUGUUAGCCAUGCUAAGUUCAAUGACGCACUCAAGACUAAAAUGCAGAUCUAUAUAGUACUUCACAGAAUUAUGUCCAAACCAGCCUGAUUUUGCUUUCCACAUGAAGUAUUUUCUGGGUAGCAUGGCCUAGCAAUGCCUGUUAGUGUCUUAAGAACAUAAUGCCUGAAAAAAUAGGCUAACAGUCCUUCCAAGGGAAUAUUGCUGCUGAGGGUUUUCUCUAUAAAUAUUACAGAUGUGUAGAAAUAUAAAUAUUACAGAUGCGUAGAAAUGGUCAAUUAUCCUGUGUAUUGUCUAUUGCUGUGUCUAUUUUCCUACUUUUUAAGUCCUUACCUAUCCUGAAUUACUUGUAAAGUGGAGUGCCAAGUUAAUAGUUCAAAGAGUUUUCAAAUGGGACAGAUGGAUUUGUGAAGGGUAGGUCUGUAAAUAAAACUACUGACUAAGAUGCAGCUUCUAUCUUAAUGGAGAACGUAUCUUAGGUAACAGACAGUGGGAGGGAAAUAAAGAGAAGUUGCUGUCUUAUUUUGCUUUGUGAGUCAUCUUCUGAAAGCAUUUACCUGGUCAAUGUGGCAAACAGAAUGUUGCAAUAAUGGGCUUUAGCUUUAAUUUCUCCAAGCAAUGUUUUACUUGUUUCAUUCGCCAAAGUUUAGCUUGUAUAUAAAUAUGCACUAAGCACACUAGAAUUAUGCAGGCAUUGUAUUGUGUAUCAUGUUUUUCUUGAAUCCUGGUAGAUUCUGCCCCACUAAUUGUAAAAGCUAUCUUGGAGAAGCUGUAUAUUGGAGCUCAGCAAGAUGUAAGAUUGAAGUUAGUUUAAAACACUCAAGCUUCAGAGGUUGAUAUGUGAGAAACCUCAAUUCAUUUUAAUAAUACAAAUGUAUCAGAAAAAUUAUAAAACAGUCCUUUAAAGUUUAAACUGCUAAAAUGGAACACCUCAUUUGCUAACCACACAACUGACACUUCAAUGAUAGAAAGCACAGGGAAACAAUGGAAACUGAAUCCCAGUUGAAGACACAUAAUGCAAUGCUAUUACUUUGAUUCUCUGCAAUAUAUAUAGAGUUACAAUAUUGAUGCUGCAAGGCUCGUGCACUUUUUCUUAAAGGAUUAACUAUUACGUUUGGAGUGAGCUAUACAAUAGCCUCCACAUUAAACUUUGCUGAGACAAGUAAUGAAUAUCAUUACUGCAACUUUGUCCAAGGACAGUUGUUCUGCAUCCAGCCUGAAAUUGCAAAUUGAAAAAUUGUUCAAGGGAGAAAAAACUGCUUUUGUGGCUAUAUCAAUGCUCUGUAUUGCUUGCUUCUUUUGAGAAGUCAGGUUGUUUAUAUUUGUGUUAUUACUCAUUUACCUUACUUUACAUUUGCCACUGUAAGAAGAAAACCAGUUUGAUAUAAUGGUUAAGGCAUCAAUUUAGGAUCAGAGACUAUGAGUUGUAGGCUCUGCCUUAAGCACAAAAUUAGCUGGACCAAUCAUACCCUCUCAGCCCUAGGUAGUAGGCAAUGGUAAAUUACUUCUGAAAUCUUGUCAAGGAAAUCAUAGGCAAUCACAAGGAGUCAAGACUAACUCAAAGGUACAAUAAGUAAAACAUCUGCUAAGACUGCCUAGUGAACCUGUGGAUGUCACCAUAUUCCUCAUCCAUCUUCUUCUCACUGAGAGUGAGGUUUUCAACUCCUGUGAAUGCAGAUGUGGCCUUUCACACAUUAUCUUGAUGUAGGCUACAUAAUUAACUUUGUCUCCAGAACAAAAAUGAAAGCAAAGGCCACUUAAGGGAGAGAAGACUGAAAGCUCUGCUUGCCCAGCAUGUGAAACUAAACUCUGUUUAACAAAAUAUGCUAGCUUAUACAAAAAUUGAUCAAGCUACAGGAUGUAUUACUGCCUUGCAUAUAAUCACAGCAUCAUGUCAUCAUAUUAAAGUGUGUGUGUAUUGGCUUAAUUUGUUAUGUUAACACAACCAUUAUUGUUUGUUACUCAUGGCUUAUGGAUUAGCACGUGCAAAAAAUAACCGGUGUUUCGAUUACCACUUAGAGAAAAAAGCUGAAUAUGCUGUUGACUUCAGAGCAGAGACUCUGCACCUCCUUGCUUCAGAGGGAAUUGGCUUGUCUCUGGUGAGGCAAUGAGUUCUACCCAAUAUUUUCUUGAAAACCUUGAAGAGCUCUUGAAGCAACAGAGGUGGGAAAUAAUAUUAUUCUGAAGUGCCCUCAAGCCAUGAUGUGAAUGCGACAAAAACAGACACCACUACCAUAAAGUUGGUAAUUUGCUAUUUGGGUGUGUGUCUCCCGCUCAGUUUUCCCUAUAAAGGCAGAGGCUUACAGUCUAUUUAGUUCUCACCUAGUUGGCCUUAACGUAUUGCUACUCAAGGGGACAUCUGACUCUUCUCUUUUCCAUGCUGCUGGAGGCAAUAGAAGCCUAUAAUGAUAAAUUAUAUCAUUGCUGUCAUAUAGGUAGUUGGGGAAAAAAGAUACAGCCACAGUACAGCCUUAAAUCAGUGGAAGAUUUUUUUCCCCCUUUUGUAGAUUCCUUUUAGAAUAAGGAGCCCAUGUCUAUUUUUUCUUGCAAGGAAAUCUUUCACAAAGCUUUUCUGCAAACUUUGCUAUUUCUUCUGUCAAAUGGCACCUUCAUGGCUGCCAUACAUGUGCAUGAAUGCACAUACAUUGCCCCAUUGCAUGUACAUUUGCCACAUUAAAGCAAAUGGACAGUUCACCCCAAGUAUGAAAGGAAAGGCAAGGGUGAUGGUUGAACCAGUGCUUGACCUAAAGCUUGCAAAGUUGGACUUAGAUUACUGGUGAAGCAUUUGUUAUGCCGGCUCUUUAUCAUAAACUAACUGAAAAAUGAAAGUUAACGCUGUAAAGAAAACCACUAUCUUAAAAAAGGAAGUUAUCCCAUUUCAUAUUGAAAUCCACCCAAAAUCAUUGUGAUAGAUGCAUAUUGUCAAUUAGCUACCUUAUUUUUUCUCCAGCAAGAGAGUCUAAAGGAAUGUUUCCAAUAGAAUUUUAACUUGCAGAGUAGCAUCAUCCUAUAAGAUAUAUUGGAAUAUAGCACAAUAAAUUAAUAUAUCCCUAGUGGAAUAUGGCUGUGCUGAGUAGAAAAUAACAAACCUGAAUUCUUUUUAAAAAUGGUGUUUCUUUAAAAAAAAAUCCCAUAACUGAAUAGGAAGCUGGGUUCUGAGGUGCUUAAAUUAGCAUAUUGCUUAUAUAUUCCACACAGAUGGGCUGUUCCAAACAUGAUCUAUAAAUUUGUGUAACUUUGGAAGGUAAAACUUUCCCAAAACACCUGUUACAGUGACUUAAAGCACUUAAGUGUUGGGGAAAUUAUUUUAACCCCUAUUUGUACGAAAUAAUGAAACAAAAAUAAAAUCUGACCUUUUUUCUCAGCA
Ahaetulla prasina is the source of this 9853-nucleotide messenger RNA. RefSeq names its product FKBP prolyl isomerase 5 (gene FKBP5). Gene Ontology annotation, molecular function: peptidyl-prolyl cis-trans isomerase activity; protein binding. NCBI's taxonomy places the organism in Eukaryota, Metazoa, Chordata, Lepidosauria, Squamata, Colubridae. The coding region runs from base 172 to 1542 and encodes 456 amino acids. The transcript is spliced from 11 exons. The record is from RefSeq and is a predicted model, not a curated record.